This is a messenger RNA of Aspergillus pseudotamarii, 1567 nucleotides long. It is a transcript of the gene erg20, whose product is annotated as bifunctional (2E,6E)-farnesyl diphosphate synthase/dimethylallyltranstransferase. Gene Ontology annotation, cellular component: cytoplasm. Lineage: Eukaryota; Fungi; Ascomycota; Eurotiomycetes; Eurotiales; Aspergillaceae. Gene Ontology annotation, molecular function: dimethylallyltranstransferase activity; (2E,6E)-farnesyl diphosphate synthase activity. The record is from RefSeq and is a predicted model, not a curated record. Bases 342 to 1382 code for a protein of 346 amino acids. The transcript is spliced from 2 exons. Gene Ontology annotation, biological process: trans, trans-farnesyl diphosphate biosynthetic process.
GGCUGACGGAUCAAUCCCCACAGUUCCAAUCGCCAACGGAUGCGCUAAAUAAUGGUGAAUGUGACCUGGUGGGUACAAGGGAAAAACAGAAUCAGAAAGGCAUCAACAUCAACAAGUAUGUUGAAUCCGAGUACACAGUAUGGGGAAGGCUGAUUGGUGAAUGGGCGGUGAGGGCAAACAGGACAAACAAUAGUUCAGAGGGGCUUUUACCGAUUGGGGUCUAUUAGAUUGCUACAUCAAUUCCCUCCCGGACUUUUCCCUCUUCCUUGUGUGCCCCUCUCACUUUUGCUCAAUCAUUAAUUAAUUAAUUAAUUUACAUAUCCGAUACACUUCACGUCGGAAUGCCUGCCACUGACCGUGCCGCUUUCCAGGAGGUCUUCCCCUCCUUGGCCCAAGAUAUUCUGGCCUAUGCGAGGGAGUCGAACUUGCCAGAAAAUGCCCAGCUGUGGUUCGAGAAGGCCCUCAAUGUCAACGUUCCCGGUGGAAAGCUGAACCGUGGUCUUUCCUGUCCCGACACCGGUCUGGCUCUUCUGGAGCAGCCCCUGACCGAGGAGCAGUUUAAACACCUCAGCAUUCUAGGAUGGCUCACCGAGCUUCUCCAGGCUUUCUUCCUGGUCAGCGACGACAUUAUGGACAGUUCGAUCACCCGUCGUGGUCAGCCAUGCUGGUACCGUCAGGAAGGUGUCGGUCUGAUCGCCAUUAACGAUGCCUUCUUGCUCGAAUCUUCGAUUUAUAUCAUUCUUAAGAAGCACUUCCGGUCGCACCCCGCCUACGCCGACUUCAUCGAUCUCUUCCAUGAGACUACUUGGCAGACUGAGCUGGGUCAGCUCUGUGACCUGAUCACCGCCCCCGAGGACAAGGUCGACCUCAACAACUUCUCCAUGGAGAAGUAUAUGUUCAUCGUCACCUACAAGACCGCCUACUACAGCUUCUACCUGCCUGUUGCCCUGGCCCUGCUCUACCUCCAGCGUGCUACCCCUAGCAACCUCCGCCAGGCCCACGACAUCCUCAUCCCUCUAGGCCAAUACUUCCAGGUUCAGGAUGACUACCUCGAUGCCUAUGGCAACCCCGAGGUCAUUGGUAAGAUUGGUACCGAUAUCAAGGACAACAAGUGCUCUUGGCUUGUCAACCAGGCCCUCCAGCGCUGCAAUGCCGAGCAGCGCAAGGUCCUCGACGAGUCCUAUGGCCGUAAGGAUGACGCUCUUGAGGCCAACGUCAAGGCCCUCUAUAAGGAGCUGGAUCUCGAGAAGGUCUACCAGGAGUACGAGGAGAAGAUCGUCGGCGAGCUGAAGGAGAAGAUCGCCGCCGUGGAUGAGUCUGAGGGACUGAAGAAGGAGGUCUUCAAUGCCUUCCUCAGCAAGAUCUACAAACGCUCCAAAUAAACGCUUUCGCGGCUGAUGGUUUUGUUCUAGGUGAAUUAGAAGAACGAUACCCCUUCUAUUUCUUGUAAUUACACACUUUUUGCCACGCCAUAGAUUAGCCAGCCCCCUAGUAUAAGAAAUAUAGAUUAAUGACUGACUCCAAAGAAGCGUAGUACAUGAUUUUGGGAGCCUCCUUGAGUGUGACG